Molecule: messenger RNA, 1345 nt
Organism: Magallana angulata
Lineage: Eukaryota; Metazoa; Mollusca; Bivalvia; Ostreida; Ostreidae
Exons: 3
Coding region: 61-1302 (413 amino acids)
Molecular function (GO): protein binding
Source: RefSeq, a predicted model, not a curated record
UGUUUAAUUUCUGCUGUUUUCAGAUUUUGCUGGUACAUUUCAUUACAGAUCUGGUAUAACAUGGACAAACAGCACAGAAUCUGCGUUUUCAUGUUUCUCGCUAUCUUUGCUUUAGCAUAUGGAGAAACUGUCAAUUCUAAAUGGAGGGUUCAAAUAGAAGAGAAGUUAGAAGAAACGCUUCAGACGAUACAGAAUAAUAAAAAUCGCAUUGAAAAACAGAGUAAAGUCUUUAAAAAACAGACGAAUGCCAUUCAGAAACAAGCAGUGGAAAUCGAGAAUCUUCGGCAAAGAAUCAAGGCACUGGAAGGACAAUCUGAUAACUUGGAACAAGAAAGUGGAAGGCUGCUUAACGGUUCAUCUAAAAAUGGAACCUUACCAUCGCCAAUGGAAAGACGACAACUGUACAACGAAGGCUCCAAAAAUCUGUUCAUCCGGCAAGUUCUUUCUCCUAGAAGUAAUACUCCCACCGGCUUUUAUGCCUACAUUUCCAGCGAUUUUGGUGGAGUUGGUGCGAAUCACGUUUUCGUUUACGACACUGUAAUAACAAACCAAGGCAAUGCCUACAACAAGCAUACAGGAGCCUUCACUGCUCCAUCCAAUGGGUUGUACGCAUUUUGCUACACGGCCUUUGCCUCGGGUGUGCAUGUUGCUGGAGAGACCGGUGAUUGUGGGGACGUUUCGGUAAAGUUGAUUCAUAACAAUGACUACAAGGGCUCUAUUCAUGUCGACACUGAAUCCAACUGGUACGAAGAUAUGUCCACUGGAUUCGCCAUCCUCGUGUUGGAAGCCGGAGAUGUCGUAUUGACCAAGUCAAGAAAAGCAGAUUCCAAAAGCCAGUUUGUUCGUAGAUUCCUUGCACCUGAAGUUGCAUAUGACCCUGUAGCAUUUUAUGCCUACAUUUCUAAAGAUUUCGGUGGAGUGGGUGCGAAUCACAUUUUCUUGUAUGAUACUGAGGUUACAAAUCAAGGCAAUGGCUACAGCAAACAUACAGGUGCCUUUACUGCGCCUUCAACUGGGUUGUACGCGUUUUGCUACACGGCCUUUGCCUCGGGUGAGCAUGUUGCUGGAGAAACUGGGGAGUAUGGAGAGGUAUCUGUCCAGCUGGUUCACAACGGGGCAUACAAGGGUUCUAUUUAUGUUGACACGGAAAGCCAUUACGAGGAGGAAAUGGCUACUGGGUUUGCCAUCCUCAUGUUGCAAACCGGAGAUGUUGUAUUGACCAAGUCAAUAAGCGGGGGCCAGGGUUCAUUUCAUAGCAGUGACAUAGGAAGAUGGUCAUUUUCCGGAUUCCGGAUUUCCUAGGACAUUGUCUAAGAACACUUAUUAUCAGAAUUAAAAUUAUCAU